Molecule: messenger RNA, 3247 nt
Organism: Perca flavescens (yellow perch)
Lineage: Eukaryota; Metazoa; Chordata; Actinopteri; Perciformes; Percidae
Gene: ccdc66
Product: coiled-coil domain containing 66
Exons: 22
Coding region: 203-2995 (930 amino acids)
Biological process (GO): cilium assembly
Cellular component (GO): cilium; microtubule
Molecular function (GO): microtubule binding
Source: RefSeq, a predicted model, not a curated record
GAAGCCGUUCUUGGUCGUUGUCAGCAACCGACGGACGCAAUUUACCAACCAGGAACUGGCGUGUAAAAGCGGUCAGUUAACUGGUCAAGAGCUGGACAAAAGCGCUUUUAUUACAUCUUAAAUCAUAUAAUAAUAACAUGGCUAUGUCUUUAUAACGUGGUCGGUUAACGUGUUGCCGUCUUGGUCGUUAUCUUCUGUCGGCAUGAAUCUCGGAGACGGCCUGCUGUUUGAACUUGAAAAUGGAAAACCCAAGUUGAUUUUACUCACUCAUGGCAUUGAGAAGAAUCCAGCAAAGCUGUCCUUCAGGCCCAGAGCAGCCAGUGUCCUGAGCUCCAGGCAGCCGUCCUGUGUGGAGGAGGCGCACGGAGAGGAGCAUCCGGCCCGGCAGCAGAAAGCUGGGAGGCCCGGAGAAACCAAGAGCAAGGCAGGAGGAGCAGCCGCCUCCUUCGCCACCAACCCCUCCACCACUGGGGGGAGGAGCUCCUCUCUGACAUCAUCCAAGCCACAGGAGCACAACAAAGAAGUCAAAGCUGUGGCCAAGGUGAAGUCAGACAGAUACAAACACAGCACUACUCUUGGCUCCCUGAGGACCAAUGGGAAAACAGGAGAGCCUCAGAACAGUAGGACACGAGCCGGUGGAAAGGUGGGACUAAAAGACACGCUGGCCAAUGGGGACGCAGGACUGAAACACAGCGUGGUGUGUCUGACCAAUGAGCAGCUACAGCACAUCCUUCACACAGUCCAGACCUCGAGCAAUGGCCAACACCCCCCAGAUGACCACAAGACCCAUGGAAAUCAAAUCGACUCAAAAUCUGUCUCCUCAAUAAAUGGAGGAGGAGGAGGAGGAGGAGGAGGAAGAGGGAUGGAGGAGGAAGACAGAGGAGAAGGAACAGAUACAGCUGGAAGAUCACAGAAUAAAGACACCAGGUUGUCUGGGUGUCUGUUCAGCUGGCUGGAGGAGCGAGAGUCAGACAACAGAGCAGCCAUCGGAGCCAAGAAGGCUCAGUGGAGGAGAGAACUAGAUGAACAAGUGGCACUGAAGCAGCAGCAGCAGUGUUCGGCUCCUGGCAGACUCCAGGCUGAAGAGGACACAGAGAGUGAGCUCUCAGUCCAGAGCUGCGUCAGCUACAGAGACCAGCCUGCAGCCAUCAGGUCCAGCCUCAGACUCGGGGAGGUCACCCCGAUGGAGGAGGUGCUGACUGUGGAGAGGAGAGAGGAGCAGAGGAGACGCUGGCUGGAGGAGCUGGACCGACAGAGAGAGGAGACGAGUCAACGCAGGAGACGAGAGAAACUGCUGCAGAGACAGAUAGAGGACCACGAGCUCUGGGCUUCACACUUUGACUCGCUGCAGAGACGGCCUCCUCUCCAGACUCCACCUCCUGCUCCACCUCCUGCUCCACCUCCAGCCCCGUCAGCUCCACCUCCAGCCCUGUCCCAUGGCUCUGACCGAGGGGACUGGGAGCCCUCGUCCAGCCUGUCCCUGGUCUGGGAGGCCACCAGCAGCUGUGGAGCAGAGAGUGUAGGCGGAGCCAGCAUAGAUAGGACCAGCGGAUACCCAACCAGAACCAGCUAUCUGAGGACCAUGACUGCCCUGCUGGACCCCGCCCAGAUAGAAGAGAGAGAGAGGAGGAGGCUCAAACAGCAGGAGCAGCAGCAAGCGAUCGAGGCCCAGGUGGAGGAGCGUCGGCAGCAGAGGGAGCGAGAGGAGGCGAGGAGGAAAGAGGAGGAGGAGGAGGAAGAGAGGAGGGUGGCGGUGGAGAGGGAGGUGCAGGAGAGACGGUACGACCAGGACACACGGAGGGAGAAGCAGAAGUCGAGCCACCCGGCAGCGCAGCCAAAGGAAGACUACGUCCAGAGACGGCAGCAGACGCUGGAGCCCAGCACAGUUACCAGGCAGGGUGAGUGUUUGGAGGAGGAGGAGGAGGAGGAGGAGGAGGAGGAGGAAGUCAACAGUUCAGCCUCCCUAUACAAAGACUCUGCUGUACAGACAGAAGCAGCUCCCUCUCUCCCUCUCACAUCAGACAGAGUUCAGACUCCCGACGUCUCUGCACAGUACCAGCCACCUCCUCCUCUGUCUGCUGCUCCUCCAACCAGCAGAAACCGAGAGGUGAGAGCCGGCAAGGAGAACAUCUGUCUGCCAGGAGGAGGAGGAGGAGGAGCAGGAGGAGGAGCAGGAGGAGGAGCAGGAGGAGGAGGAGGAGGAGGAGGAGCAGGAGGACGAGCAGGAGGAGGAGGAGGAGGAGGAGGAGACCCAUAUGAGUCAUUCUCCAGGACGGAGAGGAACAGGAGAGACAAGAGGAGGCCCGAGUGGAACACACAGAGGCCCAGCCGCCAGUUCGUUCCAGCCUCGGAGCGUUACCCAGCCUCUCUGCAGAGGAACAGACAGGAGAGUCGCCAGAGGAGGCAGGCCGAGCUCCUGGCUCUGCAGGAGAGGGCCUGUCUGUCCAGGACCGAUCCUCCUGCUCCUCCUGCUCCUCCUCCUGAGCACCAGGAGCCAGGUCUCUGCUCCAACCCCUCACAGACCAGAACCAGUCCCACCAGGAGGGUGGAGAGUGUUUCCAGAGGACACGGCAUCUCUGCAGCCAUCAACACUGAAAGGGGGCGCUCCCCCCCCCUCCCUGCUGUCAGACUCAGAGCUCAGAGCCAGCUGGCCCCGCCCCCCCACACCCCUCCAGGCCUCCAGUUCAUCCCUUACGUCCGGACUGAUGAAGUCUUCCACCUGGAUCCACUGGAGCCUGCUGACAGCCCCCCACCACACACACACACAGCACCUCCUCCUCAGAACGCAGCACCUCCUCCUGCUGCUCCCACUCAUCACCUCCUCCAGCCUGGAUGUAACACACACACACACCGCCAGCAGGAGAUCCUCAGAGGCCUGGCCCAGCUACGGCAGGGUUUGUUACAGAAGCAGAGGGAGUUGGAGACGGAUCUGAAUCCUCUUCUGAAGCGCCAUGACAACGAGCACCGGCCGCACUUGGCAACGCACCGCAUGUGACCCCUGACCCCGAGAUGUGUGUGUGUGUGGGGGGGGGGGUCGCAGUACCGAUAGUGGCCACUGGACAAACUCAGCAGAAAGGCUGAGCUCUCUUCCUGGGGGGGGCUGGCUAGAUGCCACAGAAUCCUACACACUGGCCCUUUAAAUGUGCUCCAUCACUUCUACCUCACAUUAAAGGAACCCCCAGAGUUAGACUAGUCCAUACAUACCCUUCUCAUCUCUUAUUGGGACUUUAUCUUAUUCACUGUAACC